This is a messenger RNA of Amoebophrya sp. A25, 1256 nucleotides long. NCBI's taxonomy places the organism in Eukaryota, Dinophyceae, Syndiniales, Amoebophryaceae. The record is from the annotation of a GenBank genome assembly.
CCUCCCUCUUCCUCUCUCCUCCCUCAACCUGUGUGCUCGUUUAGAUUAUCUAUGUAUUUUCUAGUGCAGAUGUAGCUCUUAGUCUUUGACUCAUCGCCGUCUAGUCCACACAAAUUAUUGCUCGUAGAUAGCCGGUAGAAGUCGUCAGGGAAAUCUUCAAUCACUCAUUACUAAUGAAUCAGUAUUGGCCUUUUUUUCAUGAGGCAAUGGGAGGAAAAAAAAGAAAAUGUUACUAAAAGUUGGUGGUAAUUGAUGAUUGGUAGUCCCUCUGAGGCUACUGACGUUCGCCCCACAAUGCAGGUAAAGCUGCGGGCGACUCCUAUCCUAUCCUACCUACUCACUGCGUGCUGACACCUACUGUUUUCUACUGCCCCGUGCAAAUGUGAUUGAAUCACGGACAACGGGGACGCCGCACUUUUGUAUUAUUAUUACGGUCUGUCUUUUUUCUAGUUAGGUCGGCUCCACCACACAAAUUAUUAUUAUGGCUAAAAAGACUACACUUGGUAGACGCCCAAAGCACAAAAGGAAAACACCCGGGGAUAAACUGCAAGAUUCGUCCUCAUCAAGUAAGACGAGGGAAGAUGAUCAUUUUCAUCUGCAGUCAAGUCAACAGUCAAGUGAGAUGAAGCACGAAGAUCUUCAUCGAAGGCCUCCAACUGACUCGGAUCGUCAAAACAGCCAAAGGCAUUGGGAUCAUCGACUGGGAGAGGAAUAUUAUGAUUGAACACGCCUGACUUCCAGGAAAUACCUGAAGUUCUUGUGCUAAUCACGAUAAACAAGGAACAGUUUUAGUUCGUGAUUAACACAAAGUAAUGACAGUUUCAGUACGUUAUUCCUAUUUCUUUCUACCUUCGCCUUUUCUCUAAUCCUACGGUUUUUUCCAGUCCCUUGCUACUGACCUUGCAGCAGAGCUGAGGCUGUAUAUGCAGGCGCACAGCAUGCAGUUUCUCUAUCGAACAGCAAGUUCGCAGUUGGUCAGUUUCGUCGACGGGCACGGUUCCUUUUUGAUUAGUGCGAUCUUCUCGGCUCUUCAUCAUGCCAACGGGCACUUCACCACGCAGAGAGGAAAAUAGAGCUAGUCGGUGUGAAAGAGGGGUCAUUCUGAACUAUACCUAAAUGGUCUGGAAACUAUAAUUGGACGGAAUAUAAUUUUUAGUACCUUUAUGGGAUUUUUCGUACAGGACGAAUUCUUUAGAACCGGCUGUAUUUGCACAGAACACAUGCAUCAGCGUCAAAAGAUACCUCCAGAACAGGUA